Trichosurus vulpecula (common brushtail) is the source of this 225-nucleotide messenger RNA. RefSeq names its product small nuclear ribonucleoprotein G-like. NCBI's taxonomy places the organism in Eukaryota, Metazoa, Chordata, Mammalia, Diprotodontia, Phalangeridae. Gene Ontology annotation, cellular component: U4 snRNP; P granule; U2 snRNP. Gene Ontology annotation, molecular function: RNA binding. The transcript has a single exon. The record is from RefSeq and is a predicted model, not a curated record. The coding region runs from base 1 to 225 and encodes 74 amino acids. Gene Ontology annotation, biological process: mRNA splicing, via spliceosome.
AUGAGCAAAGUGCACCCACUCAAGCUAAAAAAAUUUAUGGAUAAGAAGCUAUCAUUGAAAUGGAAUUGUGGGAGGUACAUCCAAGGAAUAUUACAGGUGUUUGAUCCAUUUAUGAAUCUUGUGAUUGAUGAAUAUGUAGAGAUGGCACCAGGUGGGCGACAGAGCAUUACUGGAAUAGUGGUAAUCCAAAGAAACAUUAUCAUUAUGUUAGAAGCCUUGGAAUGA